AUGUCUCCUCCGCCGCUGUUUGCUUGGAAUUCAAUCAUCAGGGCCUUUGCAAAGAGCCCAGCUCCGAUUGAAUCGGUCAACUUUUUCUUUGAGCUGCGUAGAAUUGGGCUUAAACCCGACUACUUUACUUACCCUUUUGUUGUGAAAGCCUGUGGUCGAUGUAAGAUGGUUGGAGUUGGUGGGUGGGUGCAUUGUUUGAUUGUGAAAGGUGGUUUUGAUUCGGAUCGGUAUAUAGGGAAUGCCCUUUUCAGAAUGUAUGCUGAUUGCGGCGCGGUUGGGAUUGCGAGGAAGGUGUUUGAUGAAAUGCCUGUGAGAGAUGUGGUUUCUUGGAGCUCUUUGAUCGCCGGAUAUGUUGCUUGCGACUACCCAUUGGAAGCCUUAAGGGUGUUUCGAGAAAUGAAGCUAGCCAAUGAAAAACCAAAUUCAGUCACUUUGGUAAGCUUGCUUUCUGCCUGUACCUGUGUACACAAUAUUAGCACAGGGAAGUCAAUUCAUUGCUACAUUAUCGUCCAUCCCAUAGAGAUAGAUGUUGCGUUGGGAACUGCUCUGAUUGAGAUGUAUUCCAAGUGUGGGCAUGUUGAGAAAGCCUUCCAUAUCUUCAAUUCAAUGAGUGAAAAGAAUUUGCAGUCUUGGACUAUUAUGAUUUGUGGUCUUGCCGAUCAUGGUCGUGGAAACGAUGCCAUCUUGUUGUUUGCUCGCAUGGAACAAGCUGGAUUGGUACCAGACAGCAUGGCAUUUUCUGCUAUCUUGUCAGCCUGUAGCCACUUGGGCCUCCUUAAUGAGGGUCGACAAUUUUUCAAUCAGAUGGUGAGAACAUAUAAUAUUGAACCAACAAUGGAACAUUAUGGAUGCUUAGUAGAUUUGCUUGGAAGAGCUGGUCUGAUUGAAGAGGCUUAUGAGGUUAUCAAAAAUAUGCCAAUGGAGCCUAAUUCAGUUAUACUGCGGAGUUUCUUGGGUGCCUGUAGGAACCACAAUGUAGUUUUUCCUUUAGAUGAUAAGUUCAGGAAAGUCCUUAAAUCGGAGUCUCACCUUGGAGCAAACUAUGUACUUGCAGCUAAUGUAUCUUCUGUCUCUGGUUGUUGGAGUGAUGCUGCUGAUCUGCGACUAUCCAUGAAACAGAAGGGUGUGGUAAAGGUUCCUGGGUGCAGUUGGGUGGAGGUGGGUGGUAGUUCAUCUGGAGAUAUUUUAAAAGAGACUGUAAGUUAGUUACGUUUUAAAGAGAAGGGAUGAACAAGAAGACAGCCAAGAUUGACAAAUGAGUGUAGAAGAAAGCUGGAUAGGGAUUACUGUUCAAAAAGGUAACAAAUUGUGAAACUGAGAGGGCAUCUAAAUUUGGCAUUGGAAGGUCAGAAGUUCAACGAGUAAGCUGAAAGGAUUUGGUGCUGUAUCAUUGCUUUUUUGAACGAUGUAUGGAAAGAGCCUGGAAUAUGUGAGCUUCAGGUUUGACAUGUUAACUAAUUUUUCACCAGAUGCCCAUGUAAAUUUCAGUUAGGAGUACAUAUCUACGAGAUCUUUUAGCAAAUGAUUAAGGACGCAGGGCCUGACGAGUGCAAGAAAUGAGAUUUGGAAAUCCAGAAAUUUGUUUCCUGUCUUCCAAGUAACCAUAAAUUUUGCUUCUAGUUGAUUAAGCCCUCCAGAUUCUAAACGCUCAAUUACUGGCAAAGCUAGUUAGAAGUAAUGGAAGGUCACACUAAUCUUAUUGCAAAAAAUUACUGACUGAUUCUUCAUCAACAAGUGGCCUGUAUGUCUCCUGGUCAGCAUCAUGGACAACAGUCCUAAUGGCUCUCUGGAACUCGUUCCAGGAAUUGUAGGCUAUUUUGUACUACUAUGAAUACCCUGACAGCAUCCAAGCUUCUGCAACAUUUGCUGAUUUAUUACCAUGAGGUAAUUUCAAGUUUCAAGCAUGUGAAGCAUCCCACUGGCUCCCCACCGAGAGUUUCUUGACACUGACACUAUUAUGCAAUACCAUAUGAAUAUAUCGCUUCAGCAUUCAGGGAGGGUUAAAUUCAUGAGUCUUCUGGUUAUGUUGUUUACGAUGCUGUAAUGGCCACUAUGUCCGAGCUGCUGCAACGUUUGCUGGUGAUUUCGCCUUUGCUUUUAGUGAUUGUGGUUCAUUGGCUCUCCACAGGAAGCCAGGUCAACAUUGGGAUUCCGGGGUCUGAGCCGGGAGCUAUCCACAGAGCUGGGGGAUCACCUUGGGGUGUGGCCUUUGUUCAAGUACUGCUUUUCUUUCUCAUAUCGUAUCAGCCUUCUUUCCUUGGCCUUCUUUUCUAGGUCAAUGUCUCUCUGUUCAGAAGGCAAGUAUGAAUAACAUAAUGUUGGCUUCUAUCUGAUAAGCUGAAAUAUUAUGUAAUUCCUAUUACCAUGCGUGUUAAAUAGUCAGUAAUUAAUCUUUCAAGGAGUAUGCUGAGUACUUUAUAAAUAGCAGGAGCUUACCAUGAAUAGUUACCUUACUUACCUAAGAGCUAUUUUGUCAAAUUUUAGUUUCAGCUUGAUACUUCUUCAGCUAGGAAACUAGGCAGUAGUAAAACACUUCUAAAGUUUCAAUAUUUCGGAGUACUAUAAAACUUCGGAAACGUAGAACUUUUAUUUAGAGCUUGAUUAGGCUCUCUCUUUCAUUGCUGCAGUCAGCAAUCUGCAUAUAGAGUUUGUUACAAUUUCUGGUGACCUUUAAUGGGUUGGGUCCUGACCAUCCGUACUGCUCUGGGGGGCCUGCUUUAACUUAGUGCACUGCUUAUGGCCAAAAGUCACGUGCUGCUGACACCUCUGACACGUGUUGAAAGCAACACUUGUCAUAAUGGUGCUGAACUGUAUUGUACUGUCUAUUAAAUAUUGGGCGAGCUUUACUUAGUCCCUAAUCAAUAUCUUAUUUUUUCUCAAGUGAGAUGUUGAUGUUACAAUAGUAUAGUUGUUAGAAUAAGAGUACUCUUGCACUUUCUUCUUUUGGAGAAGUGGAGGGGCUAAGGCCUUAAGGGGUGAUCUAGUCGCGCUUAAACUAUUUUUCAAUAAAAAUGACACUUACUCUUUUAAAAAUGAGCUGAAAUGAAUUGAAAUCGUAUAGAUUUAUGAGUGAUUAAUUCAUUGACCAAAAAAAAAAACACAAGGGUGAUUAAUUCUUCUAUCCCCUUGUAGAAACGUCUUACCCUACGUCCCCAUCCAUCUCCAAACCAGCGUUUACUUUACUUGAGAACUUGUCACUCCUUGCAGAUUUUUAGCAAAUAUUCCUAAACAGAAAUGGACAUUUAGACAAAGAAAAUGCUACU
Messenger RNA from Rosa rugosa (rugosa rose), 3263 nucleotides. RefSeq names its product pentatricopeptide repeat-containing protein At4g21065-like. Lineage: Eukaryota; Viridiplantae; Streptophyta; Magnoliopsida; Rosales; Rosaceae. The record is from RefSeq and is a predicted model, not a curated record. The coding region runs from base 1 to 1206 and encodes 401 amino acids. Gene Ontology annotation, biological process: RNA modification. Gene Ontology annotation, molecular function: RNA binding; protein binding. The transcript is spliced from 5 exons.